GAGGCGGAGCUUGGGCGCGCAGGGAUCCGCUGGCCCCGCUAAGCCCCGCCCCCGCGGGGGAAAGACAAGUCCGCCCUCCGCGCGAGGAGCUCCCGCAAGUGGGAAGGGCUGGGGCGCCCCGACACCGCCUUCUCAUGAAUAAUGCAGGAUCCGGGCGGUGUCCCGGACCCGGAAGUGGAGUUGCAGAGUCACCGCAGUGGCUGAGCUGCUGACAGGAGGCGGCGGCGGAGGAGGAGGCGAGGCAGGACCUGCGGCUCCGCGGGGCUACUGCCGCGGUAGCUCUAGGCAACCCCACGGAGCUACGCCGGUCUCGGUCAUCCCACGAGCCUCUCGCAGCCUGUCCAUCCUUCUGUCCGCCUAUCCGCCCGACUGGUCCAGGGCGGCCUAGUCUGCAUCAUCUGCCGGGCUUCUGGGGCCGCCGCCCCGCGCGGUCCCAUCGGCGUCCCUGGCCGCGCCCGGCCCCUGGCCCUCUCGCCCGCCGGCACCAUGAUGGAGGAGAUCGACCGGUUCCAGGUGCCCACCGCGCACUCGGAGAUGCAGCCGCUGGAUCCAGCCGCAGCCUCUAUCUCAGACCGAGACUGUGACGCCCGGGAGGGUGAGUCAGUAGCCAUGAAUUACAAAGCAUCCCCGCUCCAAGUGAAGCUGGAGAAGCAAAGGGAGCUGGCCCGGAAGGGUUCCCUGAAGAAUGGCAGCAUGGGCAGCCCUGUCAACCAACAACCCAAGAAGAACAACGUUAUGGCCAGGACGAGGCUGGUCGUCCCUAAUAAAGGCUACUCCUCGCUUGACCAGAGCCCUGAUGAGAAGCCACUGGUAGCUCUUGACACAGACAGCGAUGAUGAUUUUGACAUGUCCAGGUACUCUUCUUCUGGCUACUCCUCGGCCGAGAUCAACCAAGAUUUGAACAUCCAGCUGCUGAAAGAUGGCUACCGGUUAGACGAGAUCCCUGACGACGAGGACCUAGAUCUCAUCCCCCCCAAGUCCGUGAACCCUACCUGCAUGUGUUGUCAGGCCACUUCCUCCACCGCCUGCCACAUUCAGUAGUGGGCGGGGUCGCCGCGGUGCACGGGCGGCGCUGACCUGGGUUGGGCGAUGCAGCAGGGGAGACCCCUACCCUGCUGGUCCGCUGGCCCCCAGCCCCGCGCCUCUUACAGCCGCCAACCUCGUAACAGUCAUUGCUUCCUCCUAUGGUAGGACGUGUACCUCUGUGUGUUCAUGGAGCCGGAGAAACCAAAACCGGGUCUGUCUCUAGCCCCGGGGCUGAGGAGGGGUAGGCACUAGUUGUUCAGUUACUUGGGUGGGGGGAACCACACCCAAGCACCCUGCCACCUCUCUCAUAGCUGCAGUCAGAGGGCAGCACUGAAGGCCAGGAGGCCAAAUGUAAGUCGUAGGAUGAAGGGAUCACACAGCCGGAAGGUUGGCCCCAGCCAGUGAAGCCAUGAACCUCCCACCCCCGCCCCUAGCCCAGCUUGAAAAGGAAGGAAAGGGGUUUGGAGAAGAAAAGGCUCCAAGCAAGGGGGGCCGUUCUUACACCUGAGAGCCCCUCUCCCCAAACCCUGUGCCAACCCAUAUACCUAUCUGUGUUUUCCCCUCAUCUCCACAUGGGAACCCUGGCAACGCUGUCCAAAGGAAUACUGUCUCUCCAUUAGAUCACUCCUUCCACUGUCUCCUUCCCCUGCUUCCUUACUUUCUGAGGGUUGGGAAGGUAAGAUGGGCCUUAAAAAGAAGCCGGGUUUGGGGAUGGAACGACCUGUUCUCACCGGUCUCUGUCUCUCUGCCUCAAACCCACGCUACUGACACAUACACACACACACACACACACACACACACACACACACACACACACACACACACUGUCUUCUGUCUGUUGGUUCCAGGCUGGAAGCAAGAGAUGAGGCUGGCCUCCUGUGCCGGUUCCCAUUUCACCCUAGCUUAAGGUCGAGGAGGCCGGCUUCCAGAAAGGCUCUUGAAGAGCAAGCUUAAGAAAAUACAGUGAACCAAGUGGCUGUAUGUAUAUAAUAGGGCAUGCAUGUUGCAUGCGCGUGAGAGUGUGUGUGUGUGUGUGUGUGUGUGUGUGUGUGUUUUAAGCCUGUCUGUCCCUGGCAACCAGGUGAGUGUCUGUGAUGGGGAAAUGGCUGUGUUCUGCUAACUGUGUGAGAGGCUGCUUGGAAAUGCAGUGAACUGAGAGCACUGCCUGGCAAUCAGAAGCCUGGGUUCUGGUCCCAGCCUUGGCAUUCUCCCUGAGCAACUAAGCAGUUCCCAGGCUUCUCCAGGGCUUCAGUUCUCACAACUGGAAAAUAAAGAGUAGCUGACAUCACUGACAGAGUCUUUUCAUACUGAAAGGAAUUUCUUUCACAUGAAUUUCUGCAAAAGGCUAUGACAUCUGUGUGUCUUUGAACUUAGAAGGCACCUGGAGGUGUAUGCACAUGGACAUGGGAAGUACAUGUCAAUUUGUUUGGAAAAAAGGUGUGUGUGUGUGUGUGUGUGUGUAUGUGUGUGUGUAUGGGGUGUGUGUGGUGUUUGUAUGGGGUGUGUGUGGUGUGUGUAUGGGGUGUGUAUGUGUGUGUGUGUGUACGGGAUGUCAUGUAUAUUGUUGCUUCUGCUGCUGUUCUGAUCUGAGGGAGGAAAGCUAAGGCUGUAGUUUAGUGAGAUGGUAGAUCUCCCAUAGUUGAAGACAACUGCAAGCAGAGAGAGCCUCAUACUGCUGGGCCUAGGCCCUACCGGCCUCCUCUCACUGAGCCAGUGUGGCCAGAGUGUGGCUUCUCCAGGCACCCCACAUGCAGGCAUUUCCACCCUCUGGAUACUACUCACAUGUCACUUUGUGGGUGCCAGGGGCUAGAGUGGAGAUGGUGAGGAGGAGGAAUGGGGCUGUUGACUUAGGAAGAGAAGCGCCUCUCUCUGCCCACACCCAGGGGCUGCCUACUCCCAAAUAUUGGAGUGUAGCUUUCCACUCCCCAUACCUCCAGCCCAGCUUACUUCCCCCUAGUGCAGAGAUCCUAGUUAGAUAAGAAAAUCCAAAGGAGGCAAGCCAGAGAGAGCAUCUCCAGGGGCCACAAGGCCCAGAGUGGCCCCAUCUAAGCCCCUCUCCCACCCCAGUGAGCAUCUCUACCACUCAUCGUCUGGCCUCCAGAGGUAGAACUCCUCCCACCCCACCCCACCCCACCCCACCCCACCCCACCCCACCCCACCCCACCCCACUGGGCUCUUUGACUCACCCUUCUAGAACAUGGGUGUCUCUGCUCUUUAGACUGCUGCCUUGCUGAUGACUUCCUGUGGGAUUCUAAUUCAGCGCGUGUGCCCCUGAGAGCCAAGGGCAAGUGCCCUUGUGAACACACUAGUUCCCUAGCAGGCAAGGGCAUUAGACUGAGGUGGUCUGUACACAGUGGGUAGGGUAGGAAGCUAGCAGCCUGCAGCUUCCUAGUCCAAGGAGAGCACACAGUCCCCUCCUUCCCUGUCUGGAAGUUGGAGGGGAAAAGCCAGGGCCUUAGCUUGCCCCUGCUCCCCCCACCCCUUGUAGAUACUGCCUUAACACUCCCCCACCCUCGGCUGUGGCUGCUACUCAGCCAGGUUUCUCCGAGCUCACUAAUUUAUUUCCAAGAAGGUGUGUGGAAGACAUGAGCCGUGUAUAAUAUUUUUUUUAACAUUUCCAUCGCAGUAUUGACCAUCAUCCUUGGUUGUGUAUCGUGUAACACAAAAUAAUGAUAUUAAAAGCAUCAAACAAGC
Mastomys coucha (southern multimammate mouse) is the source of this 3720-nucleotide messenger RNA. RefSeq names its product family with sequence similarity 219 member A (gene Fam219a). The transcript has 6 exons. Lineage: Eukaryota; Metazoa; Chordata; Mammalia; Rodentia; Muridae. The record is from RefSeq and is a predicted model, not a curated record. The coding region runs from base 487 to 1041 and encodes 184 amino acids.